CCAUCUUUACAACCUUUUAUAUAUACAGCAACCUAAAUGAAGGUAUUCUGCUUUUGCAAAGCUCGCGAGAAUCUUAUUGCACUUCAAAUUAUUAACAACUGGUCGGCGCCAGAAACAGGAAAGAAUUGCGCAGCUGCGCGUUAAUCCUUGCCAAUUCAGCCUCAUAUGCAUGACAGCAAACCUCAAAACUCAUUCCUUACAAGGCCAAGCUACACACUUGAUGUUAUAUAAAUCACUAAUAUAAAGCUGGAAUUCCAGCAUCGAUAGCUGCUUUUUCAUUAUCACUGGGAGCAGCGUUUCCAAAAAUCGUCAAUGGAAGCACCAUUCUUUUCGGAGGAUCCAGAAGUACCAUUAUCACCUAUUUCUAGUGCAUAUGACUUGCAAGCAGAAGUUUACUCGCUCGCAGGAGUUGGCGGAUUCUCAGAAUUCUUCAACGACUCAGGACUCUCCGAUUUCCCAGGACUCCUUUACAACUCGAAAUACUCCGUCAAUUCAGCAAUCCCCAACGACUCAGGACUCUCCGACGACCAAAAGAUCUUCAACGACUUAAAGACCUUCAACGACUUAGGACUCCCCGGCUACCCAGGACUCCUUUACAACUCGAAAUACUCCGUCAAUUCAGCAAUCCCCAACGACUCAGGACUCUCCGACGACCAAAAGAUCUUCAACGACUUAAAGACCUUCAACGACUUAGGACUCCCCGGCUACCCAGGACUCCUUUACAACUCGAAAUACUCCGUCAAUUCAGCAAUCCCCAACGACUCAGGACUCUCCUUCAACCCAGGACUCUCUUCGGAGUCAGAAAACUCUAAAUCGAAUGGAUCAGCAAUCACCGUCUUUUCAACACCCUCUAACGACUCAAGAGACUCUAACGAAUUAGGAUUCCCUAUCGGUUCAACACUUUUCUACGGUUCAGAAAAAUUUGAAGACUCGGUGAAAUUAGGUCAUUUAGUAGACCUCUCUUUCCAAGCCAAGACUGCUGGUAUCAAUGAGGAUCAUGGCCUUUUUCCGGCAGAGAAACUGCACAAGGAUUUUUCCUUGACAACGAGCUCCUCAUUUGGUGGCUCUAAGGUCAGAAUGGACAAAUUCAGCGAUGAUUUUAACGAUAAUCAAAUCUUCAUUUCACCAGACCAACCUGAUCAUAACACCCGAGUACUAUGCCAUCCUGGGCCUGAAUGCUCGGAUCACGGGUGCAAUGGGCGACACUCUGGCAGCUGUUCCAACCUCCCACAUCGCCAAAGCGAAAGAGGAAAUGCGUCUGACAAGCAUUCAAACUCGAAUUGGGACGUUUGGCCUCCGACCUCCAAGAAUCGCGAUAGUCAUAAUUCUUACUCUUAUGAAGAGAAUGUUAACAUCAAGGAAAAAUCGCUUUGCUCACCCUCAUUGAUCGCCGAUGUUAGGAACCUCGAUAGCAAGCCCGGAUCUAUCUACGGAUACCGGUGUCCUACACUUAAGUUCCGCACUAGCUAUAAGCAGAGUUCUUUGCCAAAUUUAUUUACAUCAGCGGAUGCGGUACUCGGGAAUCUACCCCAAGAAAGUGUAUCCGGGCCACGAAAUGACGAUACUAAGCCAUCCGCCAUGGAGGAAACGGCUGUUUCAUGCGAUCUGAGACUCAUUAAUCCUUCAAGUCCGAAACUUGAACCUUCCUGCAAACAGACAAAAGUACAAGAUUCCUCACCUCUUUCAAAUUCUUGCUCCCCGUGGUCCUCAGAUGAUGAUACAGACUUGGAAGAUGAUGAAUCUGACCGCGAAGGGCACACUGCUAAGACGGAGAUUUCUACCAAAUCCAAUGCUUCAACGACAGAAAAUCAGGCUCCAGGUUUUGAUACGCACCCGUUCUUUUUUAAGUUGAAAUAUGAAUUAAUCGAUUCCAUCAUGUUGGAAUUCUGGGAGUAUUUCAAUAGGAGAGAAGAAACAAUCAGGUAUGUUUGGGCGCUGAGGUUGUUUAUACCACGAAACAUAUACUUACAAUCAUUGAGAAUCGAAAAAGGUAUAAUACAAAACACGCAUAUCAGAAAAUGCAAUGGUUCAAGGAAAAGUUCUACAGCUGAGCAGAAUACAACCCCAACAUCAAAGACUGACUCACCCACUACUACCUCUCCUGAACUGGGCUUAGAGACUCAUAAAGACGAAGGCCGAAGCAAGAUGAGAAAGAGGAUGGGCAAAGGUGAUGACUCGGAUAAUGAAGGAAAAAAAGAGAGAAAUCCAAAGAGACCCAGGAAUCUCUCAACGCGAUCUCGCAUCCUUGAUGAUGCAAAAAAGUUUGCUUGCCCGUAUCGUAAACACGAUGCCAAAAAAUACUGCAUUCAGAACUGGCGUUCUUGUGCUCUGACCCCUUUGGAUAGUGUAGCUCGCGUAAAGUACAAUAACUUUGUUCUUUUUGAGGUAAAUGUUUCUGACAAUAGCAUAGGGGACAUCUCUAUCGACAUCAUCGUAUAUUCCAAUGUCAACGAUGCAAACGGCUCUUCAGCGAUCAGCAAGAGGUUAAUGAUCAUCUCAAACAAGCGGAGGCCUGCGAACUAUCUAAAGAUGUCCAGGACGACGGCAUCACCAAUGAGAUUAUGGAGAAGCUGAGGAGUAAGAAAAAGACACAUCGUAGUCAAUCUGAAGAAGAUAGAUGGAAAGAGAUGUAUCGAACAAUAUUCUCUACAGAUGUCAUACCAGAUCCUUGUAAGCCAAAGUUUUUUCUCCUAAAUUCGGAACAUAUCUCCGGCAAUAGCUAACUGAAAUUAGAUUUCGAAGAAGUUCAAGAAGACUUUAUGCAAUCUCUGAAUGCUCAACAACUUACAGACUACGAAGAAUACUGUCGCCAAGAGCUCCCCCGAAUCGUCAAAGCUGAAUUAGAAGAAACCAUCAACAGCUUGGAAAAGCAGCUAAAGCACAAACUACUAGAAAUAAUUUGCAAUGCCCAAGAUCGAGUUUUUGCCAGCUACAGAUCUUCCUCGAUCCCUCUAGGGACAAAUGAUGGAAGCGAAGCAAGUCUAUACUCUGGCUCUUACGAGCCGGUACUUCCAACUUCCCCCUCACAGAUGGUAGCGAUGGGGUGUCAGUUUACAAGUAACGAAUCGGGAGAAACCUAUUCAACUCAAGAGCCACGCUUUUUCCAACCACUACCAUCCCAAAUCAAUCUGGACUCAAGAUUGGAUGUCGCGGCCCUGGAUAUAGAAGCUACAUGUCCGGAGUACAAUGAUCAGUUAAACUCUGUACAUAACGCCAUCACGGAUAUACCCCCUCUACUAACCACCAACUAUAUCACUAAAACCCCCGCCUCGAACUUGGAGGACCUGCCUUGUCUACCAGUUAACCGAGGAGAAACUAGCGAAGCGGAAAGUAAAGCCGCUAACUCGCCUCUGGGGUAUGGCAUUGAUAAAGGGGAAAACACAACAGAUUACUUUGAUUCUUCUCUUUUACAAAACGGCAUGGAUAUCAAUUUUAGUAAUAUGGACUUUUCAAAUCUUGACAUGAGCUAUUUUGAUAAUGUGGAACCUUUGAUUCUGGAGGAUUUAUAAGUCGGAUUGGAAGAACGAGGUUUGAAGAGUGCGAAGCUGGACGAAUUUCCAUAAAGGAUAUAGAUUUCCGGGAUCCAUGAUCUAUACCACGGCUGCGGGCAGUCCACUUAAAGUAGUUUAAGCCUGCAUACCUAGGGUAUUCCAGCGGAUCAAUGACCUAUCAUAUGUAUGUAUCCUUAGUACCGAAUCUCAAAAUGCCACUUUUCCAGUCUUGACACUCAGCGGUCGACCAGAAGUCACAAGCAC
This is a messenger RNA of Sclerotinia trifoliorum, 3755 nucleotides long. NCBI's taxonomy places the organism in Eukaryota, Fungi, Ascomycota, Leotiomycetes, Helotiales, Sclerotiniaceae. The record is from the annotation of a GenBank genome assembly.